AUGGAAAAGAUCCGGAAUCUGAAUCAUCCGCUGCUGCAUCAAUGCGCGGCUGACGUCGGGAGAACACCCAGAAGAAUCACAAAAGUCAUACUGGGAGGAAAUUGUUUGUCUCCAAGAACAAUAAUACAUGAAAUUUUCCAUGCACUGGGAUUCUACCACGAACAUAGCCGUCCGGAUCGAGAUACCUAUGUCACUGUCAACGUUGCCCCGAGCAAUAUCGAACGAAACGUUGAUCUGCGGAAUUUCAAUAUUCUGCCUGAUAUGCCGGUAUUUAAUUUGCCAUACGAUUACGAGUCCAUAAUGCAUUACGCACCCAGUGAUUUUGCGGCUAAUCCUAAUGAUCCUAAUGGAGCGGUCAUCAUGCCCAAAGUCAACGGAUCAUUGAAGAUUGGCAAGCGAGACCAGUUGAGCGUUCUGGAUAUUGCUAGACUAAAAAUAGCAUACGGAUGCUUGGAUGCGAAUCUUGGACCAGUUCGCAGAACUAUCUCUAACAACUGCAAAACGAUAGCAAAGGUAGAGGAACGAGAAGAAGAACCAGUUGUCAGUGCGGUUCGUCAUCAAAAUUUACUCACGCCACGAAAGCUGAAAGUGUCAAGACCCAAAGAAUUAAGCGCAGUUCCCAGGUCUCUGGAAGGCGGUGAGGCUGAAUCUUCCUUUCUCCCGGAGUUCUCGGAUAAAUUAAUGACAAAAGAUCAAUGCAGCGCCCAGUUCACUAACAACUGUUCCCCCAUACAGCGAAAAAAAUCCAUAUGCGCGCGAUUCCGAGGUCUGGAAAUAAACUGCCAUUCUUUUGUAACCCCCGAAGAAAUCGCACAAAUGACAGCUGCUUUUUCAAGACCGCCAAUUCGUGCCGUACGAGUGCGUUUGAAUGAUGGCCCACUCAUUACGUACAACAAUUUUGUGCGCAUUAGCACCCAAGUAGUUCAGUUCACACUGUCAACUUGCCUUAGUGCACGAGCCUCGAAUAAGCUGAUGCAGCUGCGUUUUGUUCGUUUACUGGAAUUUCAACUGAGUUGGUGCGACAAUUUGGAAAUUCACAAAGACGAUUUCAAAAGAUCACUACAACUGCGAAUUAUCAUAUUGGCGCAAUCAACGAUUCGUACACUAGAAGAGGAUACCUUUACGAACCUGCAAAAUUUACAGGUGCUAUCGAUGGAGUACGGACUGGAGAAGCUGCUGCGUUCGCAACCGCGUUUUCGUGACUAUGUCGCUCGUAUCCAUUGCGAAUGUGAGUUUGCUUGGUUUCGGACAUGGUUAAAGAGAAAUCCCCGGUUAUUAUGGAAGAAGGAUGCCGGCGCCAUUUACAACUUGCAAAAAUCAUACAGCAACUCUGCAUAUAAAAGAAGAGAUCUCUAUAUUCCAAUCGAUUGCUCAAACUCUCCUCGAUCGAACGGAUCUCUCAUCACCUUUUCUCACACAGAUUUUUCUGUUAGUGACGGCAAUUGUGUUUCCAUUUAA
This is a messenger RNA of Paramacrobiotus metropolitanus, 1458 nucleotides long. RefSeq lists its product as uncharacterized. Lineage: Eukaryota; Metazoa; Tardigrada; Eutardigrada; Parachela; Macrobiotidae. Gene Ontology annotation, biological process: proteolysis. The record is from RefSeq and is a predicted model, not a curated record. Bases 1 to 1458 code for a protein of 485 amino acids. Gene Ontology annotation, molecular function: zinc ion binding; metalloendopeptidase activity. The transcript has 3 exons.